AUGUCUGGUCCAACUCAAUCAAAGAUGCUGGUCGUGCCGCCAGCACUAAACCUGCGCCGAGCUAGCUCUUACAACUCCCAAGAUCGCGGGCCUAUUUCAUCAACUUCAUCCCGUUUCAAUUUCAACCACCUAUUCUUUUCACCGCCUGCUUCUCCAGCACUUCCAGCUCUGGUACCUCGACCCCCAAAGAGGGCCUCGAGCCAGAUCUUGGUCGCUCGACCGAGCCGAGUCUUUCGACGACUUUUUCUCCUUGGUAUCUUGCUCUCAAUCACAUACCUUGUGGCAUUGGCUUUUCAGAAUCCAGAUGCCAUUCCAGCGGCAGUAUGGCCUUAUUUUGGACAAGAGGAGUUUGAGAUGGUUGGCCAAGAUGCCUUCCCGGAUUUCCCCACGCCCAUUCUUAUCAACGACAACAAGGGUCGCUCGAAGUGGACUGUCUUUAUACCACCAAACGGGGACUUUCCCUUGACUAUGAAUCAAUAUGCAGAGAUGGGCAGUCAGUGCCGAGAGGUUUCUUCCCGGGCGAGAGACAUUCAUCACAAGGCCCCGAUCACCGAAAAGGCUAUCAUCAACUAUGAUGCCAAAGAUGAAUACUAUAUCGACGUAUAUGAUGCUGAGAGAUCAGGCCUUCUAGCACCCUACAAAGGUAUUCGUACCAAAAACAAGGGCAAAUUUGUUGGUGUGGAUAAAAAGCACUUGAAGCAUAAACCGGUGUGUGAAAGCACCAUGACUUUUGUUUUGGAAUCCUCAGAUGCUGGCCUUGGUAACACACUCAUGAUGCUGUGGACCUUUUACGGACUAGCAAAGCAACUUGACCGUGAGUUCUUCAUUGUGGAUAAACGUUGGGCCUACGGACCCUGGACCGAGAUUUUUGAAGCUCCUCCUAUCCCUGACUGUCGUCCUCCUCCUCGACACCACAUGGUUCCUUGUCCUUUUCAAGCUCGUCACUUGGUCGUUUCCUCUGCGACAGCUAAGGAGGUAUUCCCGGCGUUGCUAGCCCAAAAUCAUCGAGUUGCAGGAACCGAGGAUGGAUUGCGGGAUCUCUUCGAACUGGCUCGUAUUGGAUAUGAGGAUCUAUUCAUCUUGAGUGAUGAGGAUCAGGCUUAUGUUGAUGAGCGUGUGACUGCAAUUCAAGCAAAAGCCAACACUGAAGGCAGUCUCAUGACGCAUAUACCCAUCAUUGGGCUUCACGUUCGUCAUGGCGACCAGCAUCCACUCGAAUUUCAAUAUCGCGAUACCUAUAUCCCGGCUGAUGUCUACCUUAAACAAGUCAUCCGUUUUGUGGACGAAUACUACAACAAUACAGGAAUGGAAGAUAACACGCAACGGCGACAUAUCACUCUCUUGGCUUCGGACGACCCCACAGUUCAUGAGGAGCCUGAGUUUUCUCAUACCAUUCUUUCCCAAGAUCGAAUUCGUCUAGCUUCAAAAGGUGCGAUUGCCCGCGCAAGUGGCAAUCAUCAUUCGCUAAAUAACUUUGUUGAGAACACGUUUGGUUGGGAGGGCGGUUUCUUUGCUCCCCUUUUCUGGAAUCUUGGUGUCCAAAGCAAAAAUAAUGCGGCUGAAGCACCAGCAGGAGUGAAUGUCGAUGGUGUGAAUGAAGAAGCCAGACAUAUGGCACCGCCUUCUGAAGAAACGCUCCGACUCCGUAGUCUCGUCGGUCGAGCGUAUAUGAUGGAUCUAGCCGUUCUAUCGGAGUCGAGCGAUAAGAUUGUUUGCACGGUGAGUGCUUCAGGGUGCCGCCUACUGGCCGUGAUGAUGGGAUGGGAGGAUAGCAUGGAAAAUAGGGGCUGGCACAACGUUGAUGGAACCUAUGGUUGGGCAGGGAUCGACUGGUGA
Fusarium tjaetaba is the source of this 1836-nucleotide messenger RNA. RefSeq lists its product as uncharacterized. The record is from RefSeq and is a predicted model, not a curated record. The transcript has a single exon. Gene Ontology annotation, biological process: protein N-linked glycosylation. Lineage: Eukaryota; Fungi; Ascomycota; Sordariomycetes; Hypocreales; Nectriaceae. Gene Ontology annotation, molecular function: alpha-(1->6)-fucosyltransferase activity. The coding region runs from base 1 to 1836 and encodes 611 amino acids.